This is a messenger RNA of Nicotiana tabacum (common tobacco), 2930 nucleotides long. NCBI's taxonomy places the organism in Eukaryota, Viridiplantae, Streptophyta, Magnoliopsida, Solanales, Solanaceae. The record is from RefSeq and is a predicted model, not a curated record.
AUGGCAAAAACAUCGAAAAUGGUACCACAAAAAGAAGCUGCUUCAUCUUCCCAAUUGGCCUGCGGAAAAACGUCGGUGGAACCUCGUCUUGAGGAAUGCAUUCCUGGGGGCCUGGGAAAGUAUGCGGUCAUGAGGCCCCUAUCUGGUGAGGAGGAGACUUCGAUCCUGGUAUCGAAAUCGGCGAAGGACAAAAGGAGGAAAAAGACCUCAACCUCCGAGGAUCCAGAACCUAAGAAGAAGAAGGCUCGUAAGCUGAAGAAGAACAUCAUCCUUCUGACCGAAGACUAUGUUCGACGUCUAAUGGAGGAAGAGGAAGAAGAGGAAAAAGACGACUCCGGGAUGGGAAAAGACUUUGGCGAAGUCCCCGAGUCAUUGAGGAUUGAAGAUGCCUCCCACCAUAAUGAGCCAACGGUGGGUACGGCUGUAAAGGCUAGUCUCGAGCCCCCUCGAGAUGGAGAGAAUGCACCAAAUGAUCCACUCGAGGCAAUAGAAAUUGUAGGCUCACCUCUGCUCCUCUCGUUUUCUGAGGAGAUGAUUCAAGAGGCUCGGGCCUUGAAGACCCCCUCCAUCGAAGGAACCCACGGAAGGGAGGACCUCUUCCGUGAUUACUUUACUAGGGUCGAAGAUGCUACCGGCCUGAGCGACUUGGAGGCCUCAAUGCUUAAUCGGGAAGAAUUUUCUCGGUCUCGAGCUGAGCUGAGUCGGUAUGAGGCUGACAUUCAAAGGCUUACCGAGGAGAGGAAUGCCCUCAACCUUCUCGGUGGGCAAAAGAAGAAAAGAUCAAGGACCUCCGAGCCGACAGAAGGUCGAAAGGAUCGAGCAAUUCCACGAGAAGGUCGACAUGAUGAAGGCGGAGAUCUUGGGGUGGAAAGAAAGUACCGCAUACAAAGUGAUAAAAAAGUUGCCAUCUGCAGCGUCCACCCAUCCGAGCAAGCUACAUUGCAAUGCCUAGGAUGUGUGAAGGCCAAAAUCCCCGUUGCCAAGAGUUAUCAUUGCUCGCCAAAAUGUUUCUCAGAUGCAUGGCAGCAUCAUCGUGUUCUGCAUGAACGUGCUGCUAGUGCUGUGAAUGACAACGGAAAUGCGGAGGAAGAAUUAUUUGGGCGAUUCAAUAGUACAGGAUCUGGUGUUAAUAUGAGCUUGACUUCUUCGCAAUCAAGCUGUAGCUUGACAAAUGGAACGGCACCAUUAUAUCCUGCAGCUGUAGCUCAAAGAAACGGUGGUGAAACUUGGUUUGAAGUUGGACACUCUAAAACUUACACACCAUCUGCAGAUGAUAUUGGUCACGUCCUUAAAUUUGAAUGUGCUGUCAUCGAUGCAGAAACCAAAUUACCUGUUGGACAUGCUAGUACCGUGUUAACGUCUCGAGUGAUUCCAGCUCCAUCUCCUACUCCACGUCGCUUGAUUUCAGUUAAUGGGCUUGAUAUACCAGUGCAUCUGGACUUAGAUAGUCGUUUAUCAUCUUCAGGAACUUUUACUGUGCUUUCAUACAACAUUCUGUCUGAUGCAUAUGCAACAAAUGAAUUGUACAGUUAUUGUCCCUCUUGGGCUCUUACUUGGACUUAUCGGAGACAAAAUCUAUUGCGUGAAAUAAUUGGCUAUCGUGCUGACAUUGUUUGCCUUCAAGAGGUUCAGAGUGAUCACUUUGAGGAAUUCUUCGCUCCUGAGCUGGACAAACAUGGUUAUCAAGCUCUGUUCAAAAGGAAAACAGCUGAGGUGUUUGGUGGAAAUAUAAAUACCAUUGAUGGUUGUGCCACAUUUUUCCGCCGAGAUAGAUUUGCACAUGUUAAAAAAUAUGAGGUUGAGUUCAAUAAAGCUGCUCAAUCUUUGACUGAAGCCUUAGUUCCUAGUGCCCAAAAGAAGACCGCACUAAGUCGUUUGGUUAAGGAUAACGUUGCACUUAUUGUGGUUCUGGAAGCAAAGUUCAAUAACCAGGGGAUUGACAACCCUGGGAAGCGCCAACUUGUUUGUGUGGCCAACACACAUGUAAAUGUUCAUCAAGAGUUAAAGGAUGUUAAACUUUGGCAGGUUCACACACUUUUAAAAGGACUAGAGAAAAUUGCUGCUAGUGCUGACAUUCCAAUGCUAGUCUGUGGUGAUUUUAAUUCAGUCCCCGGAAGUGCUCCUCAUGCACUUCUGGCAAUGGGGAAAGUUGAUCCAAUGCAUCCAGAUUUAGCAAUGGACCCUCUUGGUAUUUUGCGUCCAGCCACAAAGUUGAUGCAUCAACUGCCAUUGGUCAGUGCUUACUCAUCCUUCGCUCGAAUGCCUGUGGUUCUUGGACUAGAGCAGCAACGGAGGAGGAUGGAUCCUAGUACCAAUGAACCCUUGUUUACAAACUGCACUAGAGAUUUUAUUGGGACUCAUGAUUAUAUAUUCUAUUCUGCGGACUCUCUAACUGUUGAAUCGUUGUUGGAGCUCUUGGACGAGGAAAGCUUGAGAAAAGAUACAGCACUUCCUUCUCCAGAGUGGUCCUCCGAUCAUAUAGCACUCUUAGCUGAGUUUCGCUGCAAGCCUAGAACUAGACGCUGACAAUUGGUCUUGCUGGAGGAUGAAUUGAAAAAUAGAAGAACAAAAAGUCAAAAAGGAGAAAUAUGUCAAUUGUAAGAAUGGUAACUAAUGACGUUGGUAUCCCGUGGUGGGGUAGCUGCUCAGCUUCUUUGUAUCAUGCCACCUUAUCAUCACAUAGAAAAUUAUGAUAGUUUUUAAUCAAUCUUUCUUUAAAUUUUCAAAGAGUCAUCCGGUUCGUGUCACUAUAUGUUCUUUAGACUAAAGGCACAAUGGGAAAAGGGUUACAGAGUUCGAGUAGAAAAGCUUAGGGGUAGAGGAGGAAAUGUAGUUCAGUUUUGUGGAUUUAAUUUACUGAAAAUCCUGAGUGAUGUAUAAAUAUAUACUCCAACGUUAUAAAGAUAAUAGGGCAUGGGCGUUUCAGGAAA